Molecule: messenger RNA, 924 nt
Organism: Pelobates fuscus (common spadefoot toad)
Lineage: Eukaryota; Metazoa; Chordata; Amphibia; Anura; Pelobatidae
Product: olfactory receptor 5AR1-like
Exons: 1
Coding region: 1-924 (307 amino acids)
Biological process (GO): G protein-coupled receptor signaling pathway
Cellular component (GO): membrane
Molecular function (GO): odorant binding; G protein-coupled receptor activity; olfactory receptor activity
Source: RefSeq, a predicted model, not a curated record
AUGACUACAGAAAAUAAGACCAACCUAAUUGAAUUCUCAGUGGAAGGUUUUUCAGACUUGCCUCAGCUUCAGUUUCCUCUUUUCUUAACAUUUUUAUCUCUCUACUUAAUCAUCUCUUUCACUAAUCUCACUGUUUUCUCAUCUAUAAUUUUGUACUCUCAUUUACACACACCCAUGUACAUCUUCUUGUGUAACCUAUCAGUCAUUGAUAUGUCUUUCUCCUCAACCAUUCUACCCAAACUGUUGGCCAUGGUCUUCACACAACAUAAGACCAUAUCCUUUCUUGGGUGCAUGAUCCAGAUGUAUUUUUUCAUGGCUUUUACUUGUACGGAAUUGUUUCUUCUGGCUGCCAUGGCUUAUGAUCGCUAUGUUGCGAUAUGUCACCCCCUUCAUUAUUGUGUACUUAUGAGUCCCAAUCUAUGUUCUCAACUGGUUAUUGAAGUAUGGAUUGGUGGGUUUUUAGAACCAAUUAUGCAUACUGUCUUAAUUGCUAAUUUAUCGUAUUGUUCAUCCCACCACAUUGACCAUUUUUUCUGUGAUAUUUCUCCAUUGCUGAAGCUUUCAUGCAGUGACACAUUUAUCAUUGAGAUUUGGACUUACAUUUUUGGGACUCUCAUAGCUAUGAGUACAUUCAUCUUUACAUUUAUAUCAUAUGUGUUUAUUAUUUCCACUAUCUUAAAUAUUCAAACAGCAACCGGAAGACAUAAAGCCUUUUCUACCUGUGUCUCCCACAUGACCUGUGUUAUUGUCUUUUAUGGAUCUAUAAUCUGCUUGUACAUAAGGCCAACAUCCACAUAUUCUCCAGGACAGGACAAGUUCUUUGCUCUACUAUAUGCUAUACUUAUUCCAGUACUAAAUCCUCCUAUCUACACACUGAAGAAUAAGGACUUUAAAAGAGUAUUUAAACAAUUAAUUUUUUAUUAG